CGACGCCAGACUCCCUCUUAUUCGUCAGGAAUACAUACAGCCUCCACUUCCAUCAUGAAUUCUCGCGUGUUCGUCACUCUCCUCCUGUGCAGCUUCUGGGCCUCUGAGUCUCACGCCCUCUUGGGACCCGCUGCUGCCAUCACCACUGUCACUGCUUCUGCAGCGGCAGCUUUAGGCAUAGGUGCGUUGGCGGUGUUGAAAGGAGUUCUCUUUGGGAAGCAUCUAAAGCGCCGCUUCAGGAGGGACGUCAGUGCCACGGAAGAAGACGUUGCAUCCGAGAUUGCUGUGGCCCAGAAGAUGGACUCAGCCGGUUGCGUGGCCAAGCUAUUAUGCGAAAUCGAGGCCAUGUCUGCUGACCAGCUCACGCCAGCCAUGUCCACCUUCAAGUCCGCCUUCGAGAACAACCAGAACCUCAAGGGCUCCCGAGGCGUCUACGACCUGGCCAUCACCUUCGGCUCCAAGUUCGCCAGGAAAGACGCCAAGGCCUGCAGCGCCCUCUUCGAGAAUUGCGUCCUCGCCAGGGAUGAACUCUCCGCCAUGCUGGACUACUCUUUCUCGUGCUAGUGACACGCAUCACUUUCUCUAAGUCACGCAGAUUUGAAGAACUUUCUACUCAUAACAUUGGUUUUAUAAGAUGAUAGUUUCUGAAUAGAGUUUCCUGCACAGUAAGUGUAGAACUUGCCAAAACAACCCUUUCAUUCACAUUUAUCACAUAAUCAUGAUACGUUUUAUGUGAAA
Messenger RNA from Penaeus indicus, 738 nucleotides. RefSeq lists its product as uncharacterized. The transcript is spliced from 3 exons. Bases 55 to 564 code for a protein of 169 amino acids. The record is from RefSeq and is a predicted model, not a curated record. Lineage: Eukaryota; Metazoa; Arthropoda; Malacostraca; Decapoda; Penaeidae.